Purpureocillium lilacinum is the source of this 1380-nucleotide messenger RNA. RefSeq lists its product as uncharacterized. NCBI's taxonomy places the organism in Eukaryota, Fungi, Ascomycota, Sordariomycetes, Hypocreales, Ophiocordycipitaceae. Gene Ontology annotation, biological process: mRNA splicing, via spliceosome. The record is from RefSeq and is a predicted model, not a curated record. Gene Ontology annotation, cellular component: U4/U6 x U5 tri-snRNP complex.
AUGGCGGCCCUCAAGGCACGGGUGGCGGCCGCCAUCGGCACGAGCAAGGCAAAAGGCGGCUUAAGCGUUGGCCUGCACCCGGCUCUCGAGGAUCUUGGGUCGUGGAAAUCGCAGACCAAGAACACGGACAGUCCGAAGACGCCACAAACACCACAUGUUGAGCCAGCGAAGUCGCCUCGGCCAGCCAUGCCGGCCGGCCGGCCGGGACAGGGCAAGAGCAGGGACCAGAACCCGUACUUUGACGAGAACCUCGCCUUGCAAACGACGGGAAGUCGACGACGGGAACCCAAGCACCUGGUCUUCAAUCAGAAAGGCAAGUAUAUUCAGCAAGCGAGCGCACUCCGUCGGCAGGCCGCCCUGGAAAACAUGAAGAAGAGGAUAGCGGAACAGACGCGCAAGGCCGGCAUCGACGAUGACCUGGAUGUCGAGAAGAACUUCGUGGUUGAGGCACCUCCGAAUAUUGAAUGGUGGGACGAGGGCUUGCUUGAUGGACAGAGCUAUGACGACCUCGAGGACCCGACAAAGCUGAAAAUACUUUCGUCAGACAGCAUCGUGACGGAGUACAUCCAGCACCCAGUUGCUCUGGAACCCCCUCAGGACCGUCAUGCACCGACCGCGAAACCCAUGUACCUGACGUCCAAGGAGCAAGCCAAGAUCCGCCGGCAACGUCGCAUGGCGGAGCUGAAGGAGAUGCAAGCGAAGAUCCGACUCGGAUUGGUACCCGCACCACCCCCCAAGGUGAAAAAGGGCAACCUCAUGCGUGUCCUUGGAGAUGUCGCUGUCAAAGAUCCUACGGCAGUCGAAGCGAGGGUCAACCGCGAAAUCGCGGAGCGUCACGAGAAACACGUCCACGCCAACGAGGAACGCCAGCUCACCAAAGAUCAAAAACAGGAAAAGGUGGCGAAGAACCAGCAAAAGGAUGCGGACAAGGGCAUACACGUUCUGGUCUUCAAGAUAAGCAGCCUGGCCAACGGCCAGCAUCGGUACAAGAUCGGUGUCAACGCCGAGCAGUUGGGCCUCACGGGGACUUGCAUCAUGCACCCCAAAUUCAACCUCGUGAUUGUUGAGGGCGGAGCAUGGAGCAUCAACAAAUACAAGAAGCUGAUGCUUAACCGCAUUGAAUGGACCGAGAAUUCGCCACCGAAAUCGAGGGACGACAAGCGCGAAGCUGGCCGCGACUGGCUCAAGGCCGAGACCGAGGAUGGGAGCCUCAAGGACAUGUCGUUGAACGAAUGCAAGCUUGUCUUCGAAGGCGAGCAAAAGGCGAGAGGCUUUAGGAAAUGGGGCAGCAGGGUUUGCGAGACGGACCAAGAGGCGAGGGACGUUUUGUCACGGUCCAAAAUGGACAAUUUUUGGUCUCUGGCUAAGGGGCUCGCUUAG